This is a messenger RNA of Candidozyma pseudohaemuli, 858 nucleotides long. RefSeq lists its product as uncharacterized. NCBI's taxonomy places the organism in Eukaryota, Fungi, Ascomycota, Pichiomycetes, Serinales, Metschnikowiaceae. The transcript has a single exon. The record is from RefSeq and is a predicted model, not a curated record. Bases 1 to 858 code for a protein of 285 amino acids.
AUGGUCGAACCUAGUACCCGUCCAGUUACCCAAGGGAUCUUUUCCUCGGUCGGGCCUUCCACUGAAUACAAAUAUGUCGCUGUGCGGGUCUCUGGCCUCCCUGAAGUUUGUUUGGCACGAGAGGUCAUGGAAAGCCUCCAGCGGGUAAUAAGCCCUGGAGCGAAACUUCCUAUCACCAAGAGAUUAAAGACCGUAGCAGACUUUGCAGAGUGGUAUUUCCAGUUCACCCAAUGGGUCUACUCCUUGGAUGCAUGUGUUGACCACUUCUUAGGUGGUUUGAUAAACCGUGGCAAGGCAGAUGAGACGGUCAAAGGCUACUACGUCAACUGCACCGAUGAAGAGCUUAAGCAAUUGACAGCGAGGAUCCAUUGUGUUCUCCAUCACGUCAUUACUGAGUCAGUCGGAGGAGCCGCUCUUGUUGAUACCGACAGAAAUAGUGACAUUCCACACAUUAUGCAACUGAUCAUUCGUUAUGGUUAUUCUUCUCCCUAUGCUAAAAAUGUUGCUGAAUUGAGAUCUUAUGCUAAGUCAUCGAAAGGUUCGCACAACUACCGUCGUCACAAGUCAAUUUACGGUUCUACUGAUUGGAAGUUGAAAACGAUCGCGAAAUGCAUCAACCCUGCCAAAUACACUGACCUUCAGUUGGUGGAAUUGUUGAAGCACAUUGACGAGUCCAACAUUGACGCCCAACAUGAGGCCGCCUUGGCUUCUGGUAUCGCCAAUAAUUACUUCUCCAUGUCCUGUAUUCACGCUUGUAUGUGGCAGAUGAUAAAGUACAAGCUCGACAUCAAGAAACAUGACAAGAAUCAGUCCAGAAAAGGUCGCAAAUCAGACCAAAAGAAAUCAUGUACUACUUAA